AUGCCGCGGGCAGGCCUGCCCCUCACGCCGCAGUCAGGGCUAGCCAACCAUCUCGGCCAGUCCCUCCCUGAGCCUCCAGCCAGGGAGCUGAGGACGGGCACAUCAAGCACUGACAGCCAGCAAGCUGGGCACAGGAGCUGUUCAGCCUCUAACACAUCGGCUGAGAACCUCACCUGCCUCUCCCUGCCUGUGAGCCCCGAGACAGCUCCUCUCCCAGGUCCAGCACAGGCAGGCGCUGGGCAGCCACUUCGUGAGGGGUGCGUGGGUGUCAGGGAAGAGGUGGGUCUCCCUGCACCCCACUCUCAGGAGGUCAGGAUCCACAUCCGUCGCCUGCUUUCCUGGGCUUCCCCUGGGGCUUGUGGGCGGAGAUGAACCCCUUGUGCCUUGCCCCAGGCCCUCCCUCACUCAGGCAAGGCCCUGCCUGGCAGGUGGUUCUUCCCUGGCUGUUCCCUUCCAACAGGCGGGGCCCCGAUCAUCCUACUGCUUUGGACCUGGAGACAUUUCCUUAACUGGGCUUUGCGGCAGAGGGAAGAGAAGAGUGGCAGAGCCAGGCACAUACCUCCUGUACCCAGGACAGCACCCGCAAGCAAGGGGGAAGGUCACCCACCCCAGAACCCAAAUGGAGAGAAAGUCAAGACAACCACCCCUGACCUAGGGUUGCACCAACCCCUGAUGUCUGACCCCACUGUGGCUAUCCUUAGAGCCAGGAGGGCUCCAGAAGCCCACCCGCCUCAAAGCUGUUCAGGGAGCCUCACGGCUGUUUGCAACAUGGGUGUGUGCCAAGGCCAAGGGGACACAGAAGAUGGCAGGAUGACACUAAUGGGGUUAGCAGGGCACACUGGUGCCUCCCACACUGCUCUCCAGCACCAGGCAGGGUCACCACAGCUGACAAGCACCAGGCCUGGGGAUGGGUGAGGAGACAGGGUUGUUGAGAAGGGGAAAUGGAAAGCUAGUCAUCCGUGGCACUCAGGGCUGGGUGGGCCAGGGAAAAGAGGGCGGAGUCCUGGACCCAGCCUCCCUCCUGGAGGUCAGAGUAGAGCACCUGGCACU
Messenger RNA from Cercocebus atys (sooty mangabey), 1050 nucleotides. It is a transcript of the gene CEMP1, whose product is annotated as cementum protein 1. The record is from RefSeq and is a predicted model, not a curated record. NCBI's taxonomy places the organism in Eukaryota, Metazoa, Chordata, Mammalia, Primates, Cercopithecidae.